Phycomyces blakesleeanus NRRL 1555(-) is the source of this 1182-nucleotide messenger RNA. RefSeq lists its product as hypothetical. The transcript is spliced from 3 exons. The record is from RefSeq and is a predicted model, not a curated record. The coding region runs from base 1 to 1062 and encodes 353 amino acids. Gene Ontology annotation, cellular component: nucleus. Gene Ontology annotation, molecular function: nucleic acid binding. Lineage: Eukaryota; Fungi; Mucoromycota; Mucoromycetes; Mucorales; Phycomycetaceae.
AUGAAUGAUAAUGGCUACGUGAAUUGGUCCGAUGUAAAGGAGACCUGGUAUAAUCAAUAUACUAAUUAUGGAGAAGCUUCUCUCAAUGUUAUUCGCCAUUUGUUUGAACCAGAAAAGUUCUUUGCAGAAGAAAGCACUACAGUCAACAUGCCAAUUUUCACCGGUAAAGACCCAAUUACACAGGAAAGAGUGUUUUUGAUUCAUAGCCUGGUCUGCGCCCAACUGCAGCAAAUGUUAGCAUUAGUAACCAACCGUCGUGGUCUACCUGAUCCCGUCAUGCCGUCUUUCCAACGACAAAAUUACAUUGAAUUAUCCCCAUGCAAUAUUGACAACCCUCAGGCCUACAAAAAAAUGGAAAAAGAAGUAGCGAAGAUGAACAAGGGACGGGAUCGAUUGAGAGUGGCUAAAGAAGAGCUAAAAUUGGCACACGCGUUGAUAGAAGCAAAACAGUAUGUGUUUGUGAGUCUUGACAUUGAAGCCUACGAGGAGGACCAUUCGAUUUUACUGGAGAUUGGCUGGUCGAUCUACGACUCCAAAACCGAUCUUUAUAUGGACCAGCACUAUAUUAAUAGUUCCUACCGCCACUUGGUCAAUGGGAAAUACGUGGACAACCAAAAGUUGCGGUUUCAGUUUGGGACGUCUGUGUGGUGUACUCUGAAGCAAGCACUCGAAGAGCUACGCAAGGAUCUUGACUGGGCUGUUGAAAGAGACGGUGGAUUUGUGCUGGUGGGACACGGAUUGGACUCGGAUAUCAAAUAUCUUGCUACCCAAAAGUUCAAGUGGCCUGGACGUUGUAUUAAUGGUAGUGGCAGUGGCAGUGGAGGAAGAGGAGGAGAUGUUGAUAAUGUGAGAAUCAGUGCAGCAGUAGCUAUCCUUAAUACAGACACGAUGUAUGGUGCAUCAAUUGGUAACCCAACCAACCCACCUUCGUUGGGAACUACAUUGAGUAAAGUUGGAAUUGAUGCAUGGUGUCUCCACAAUGCAGGAAACGAUGCACACUAUACGCUUCUUUUAUUUAUGACCUUGAUUAACUCUACUCGAGCAACUCAUGGAAGUGGGUAGGAUACGUAUAAAAGUGAUCCAUGUAUAUAUAUGUAUAUAUAUUAGGGGAAAACACAUAUAUUUUUUAGCUUUACUUUCAAUUCAAGAUCUAAAUAAAUAAACAGUUCAUUUUCCACACAU